Molecule: messenger RNA, 3634 nt
Organism: Oldenlandia corymbosa var. corymbosa
Lineage: Eukaryota; Viridiplantae; Streptophyta; Magnoliopsida; Gentianales; Rubiaceae
Source: the annotation of a GenBank genome assembly
AUUUUUUUCCUCGGAUAACUUCUUCCCUAUCCUAUCCCUCCCGAGUCAGUACAAUAAAGUUUUUAAUUGUUUACGCUUAUCGAUGCAAAUACAUCUGACUGAAAAUGGACACAUUUUCCGUAGCUGCAAUCUUGCUCCCUUCACUCACCCUCUUCUCCUUCUCUUUUGGCUUCACAUGCCCCCUCUCUCUUUCUAAUAAAUCCCCAUUUCCUUGAGGAUUAAAACAUCUUUUUCCCUCUCUGGGUUCCUCUGUUUUUAUAACCUCUUUCAAGUCAAUGCUUAGCUAUAUGUCUUCGUUACUGGUAAAGAUGGAGUCUUUAUGAAGCUCAGGAAUGCUGGAAAGUGGGAAGUUCUGAAGAUUUGAGCUGAAGGAGUGAAAAGGGUUCUUGCCAUUUGUUUCAUCUGAGCUAAAAUAUCAAUUCCAUUUUUUGCUGGCGCCCAAAAUGACUAUGAGCAACCUCAAAUUGGGUGUUGAAGUGGUUAGCGCACACAAUCUUCUCCCCAAAGAUGGCCAAGGUUCAUCCAGUGCUUGUGUAGAACUGUACUUUGAUGGUCAGAGCUUUCGUUCCACUAUUAAGGAAAAAGAUCUCAAUCCAGUAUGGAAUGAGAGCUUCUACUUCAACAUUUCUGAUCCUUCAAUUCUCCAUAAUCUCCAUCUCGAUGCUCACAUCUACAAUAUUGUUAAAGCCACUCAAUCCAGAUCUUUCCUAGGAAAGGUCAGCAUCAGUGGUACUUCAUUUGUCCCAUAUUCAGAUGCUGUUACCUUGCAUUAUCCUCUUGAAAAGCGCGGCUUGUUUUCUCGAGUGAGAGGAGAGCUUAGCCUUAGAGUUUAUAUAACGGAUGACCCAUCAAUAAAGUCAUCCGUACCCAUUCCUGAUUCUGAGAACAGUCCAGUACAAAAUGGAUCAAUUGGCAAUGUGCAACCGGUCAAUGUCCCUAAAGUCAAAUCUGAGGCGAGGCACACCUUUCACCAUCUUCCGAAUCCCAAUCAGAGCCAACAGCCGAGUCAGCCUCCUCCUGUUGUGCUGCCACAGCAGCUAACAAAACAUAUGGCUGAUGAGAUGAAGGCUCCUGAGCCAAUGCCUCCAAAACUAGUAAGAAUGCACUCUGCAUCCUCAGCUCAACCCGCUGAUUAUGCCCUCAAGGAAACCAGUCCAUAUCUUGGAGGUGGAAGAGUUGUAGGUGGCCGUGUUAUCCGUACAGAUAAAAAAGCUUCUUUUACUUAUGAUCUUGUUGAGCAAAUGCACUUCCUUUUUGUUAGAGUUGUCAAGGCUCGUGAGCUACCAGCCAUGGAUGUUACCGGUAGUUUAGAUCCAUAUGUGGAAGUGAGGAUUGGAAACUACAAAGGCAUUACUAAGCACAUUGAAAAGCACCAGAAUCCCAUGUGGAAUGUGGUAUUUGCAUUCUCAAGAGAGAGGAUGCAAGCUUCAAUGCUUGAAGUUGUUGUAAAGGACAAAGAUCUAAUGAAAGAUGAUUUUGUAGGUAUAGUCAGAUUUGAUCUGAAUGAGGUUCCGAUGCGUGUUCCUCCAGAUAGUCCUUUGGCUCCAGAGUGGUAUAGGCUUCAGGACAAGAAGGGAGAUAAGGUCAAGGGUGAACUGAUGCUUGCAGUUUGGAUCGGCACCCAAGCUGAUGAAGCUUUCCCUGAUGCAUGGCAUUCUGAUGCAGCCACUCCUAUUGACAGCUCAGCAGCUACCCUGGCUGCACUCCGCUCUAAGGUUUAUCAUGCUCCCCGUUUGUGGUAUGUUCGUGUCAAUGUUGUUGAAGCUCAGGACUUGGUUCCAGUUGAUAGAGCCCGCUUUCCUGAUGCAUAUGUGAAGGCACAGAUAGGACACCAAGUUCAGAGAACAAAGCCUAUUCAGGCUCGAAACUUCAAUCCCCUCUGGAAUGAAGAUCUCAUAUUUGUAGCACCUGAACCAUUUGAAGAUCAUCUUAUUCUUUCAGUUGAGGAUCGUGUGGCUCCUGGGAAAGAUGAGAUCCUAGGGAGGGUUAUUAUACCGCUGACCAUGGUGGAGAAGCGUGCUGAUGAUCGAAUUGUGCAUUCCCGCUGGUUUAAUCUGGAAAAGCCGGUGCUGGUGGAUGUUGAUCAGCUCAAGAAAGAGAAGUUUGCUAGCAGGCUCCAUCUUCGAGUCUGCCUAGAUGGCGGCUACCAUGUACUUGAUGAAUCCACCCAUUAUAGCAGCGAUCUACGCCCCACGGCAAAGCAGCUAUGGAAACCACCAAUGGGUAUUUUGGAACUUGGCAUCCUUAAUGCUGUAGGUCUUCAUCCAAUGAAGACGCGGGAUGGAAAAGGCACUUCAGAUACAUACUGCGUAGCCAAGUAUGGUCAUAAGUGGAUCCGAACUAGAACAAUUGUUGAUAACUUGAGUCCAAAGUACAAUGAGCAGUAUACUUGGGAGGUUUUUGAUCCAGCUACAGUUCUUACUGUUGGUGUCUUUGAUAACAGCCACCUUGGGGAUAAUGGUUCUAAUGGUGGUAGCAAGGACUUGAAGGUAGGAAAGGUUCGAAUUCGAAUUUCAACACUUGAGACCGGCCGAGUGUAUACUCAUUCUUAUCCAUUACUGGUUCUCCAUCCAACUGGUGUUAAGAAGAUGGGUGAACUACAUUUGGCAAUUCGCUUCACAUGCACAUCGUUUGCGAACAUGAUGUACAUCUACUCAAAACCGUUGUUGCCGAAGAUGCACUACAUAAGGCCUUUCACUGUCAUGCAGCUUGACAUGCUGCGACACCAAGCUGUAACCAUUGUGGCAACAAGGCUAGGUCGAGCAGAGCCCCCACUGAGAAAGGAAGUGAUAGAAUACAUGUCUGAUGUGGACUCACACCUCUGGAGCAUGAGGAGAAGCAAGGCAAAUUUCUUCCGUUUGAUGUCAGUUUUCUCAGGAUUAUUUGCUGUUGGGAAAUGGAUGGGUGAUAUCUGCAUGUGGAAGAAUCCGAUCACGACAGUGCUUGUUCAUUUGCUGUAUCUCAUGCUAGUUUCCUUCCCGGAGCUGAUUUUACCAACAAUUUUCCUUUACAUGUUUCUGAUCGGAAUAUGGAAUUUCCGCUACCGCCCUAGGUAUCCUCCACACAUGAACACAAAGUUGUCUCAAGCUGAGGCUAUUCAUCCUGAUGAACUCGAUGAAGAAUUUGACACAUUUCCAACUAGUCGAAGUCCAGACCUGGUUCGCAUGAGGUAUGAUCGACUGAGAAGUGUAGCUGGGCGGAUUCAGACGGUUGUGGGGGAUAUCGCAACUCAGGGAGAACGUUUUCAAUCAUUGUUGAGUUGGAGAGACCCACGGGCUACUGCAAUAUUUGUUACAUUCUGCCUGGUGUUUGCAUUGGUUAUGUACGUGACUCCUUUCCAGGUAAUUGCUGGCCUAUUUGGCGUGUAUGCAAUGAGGCAUCCAAGAUUUCGCUAUCGUGUACCUUCUGUGCCUAUCAACUUCUUCCGCAGGUUGCCUUCAAGGACCGACAGUAUGUUGUAAAUCAGUCUGUUGUCAUAAUAAUUGUUUGCUAGUCUAGAUAUUACUAUCUGGUUAGGUCACUAUAUUAAUCUUUUCCUUCUUUGUACUUAAUUCUGACCCUUUGAAGUUUGAAGUAGACAUCUAUAUCAUUCUCUAUUUGUACUAAUAAGUCAUACUUAACGUUUCUGGUGGUA